AUGUCUGUCACCGACGAGCAAGGCAUGAGGGCAGAUCAGAUAUACCGCCCACUGGACUUCUCCAAGAACGAAAUUCGCCUAAUCGAAUUUGAGGACGAUGGCGGGGACAGAGAAGACCCCUUGCGAUUGAAUCUACACCAUGUAUCACUGGAUGAUUGGGACCCUGAAUUUGUCACUUUGCGCAACCAAAAUCCAUCGGUGAAUAUCUUGAAGCUCGCCCAGGCCGAGGAGAAUGAAAUAUUCAACUGGGGGCGUUAUACCUGCUUGAGCUAUACACGGAGAGAUUUUGAGGGAGAGAAGGCCACAAUCUUCAUCAACGGUGUCGCGACACCUGUGGACAAAUAUCUAGAGCAUGCUAUGCGAGAUACAGCUUUUUCCGAAUAUGUGCCACAGCUAUGGGUCGACGCUCUCUGUAUCAAUCAUGCUGAUACGUUUGACCGGAAUCAACAUCUUCUGCGUAGAAAGGCCAUCUUCGGCCACGCUUGGAGAAUUGUAGCAUGUGUCUACGACAAAGAAGAGCUCACGGAUUAUGAGCUUGACUAUACUUUUGCAGACUUUCCGUGGGCCAACUUAGAGAAUUGCGAUUGGAUCAUGACGAAUCUUGGCAGGCAAGUUCUUGAAGAGGCUCUCGGAGCUCGGCAUCGGAACUGGGGAGCGGCGGAGCAACAAGACGAAAGAAUCAGGCGUGAUCUUAGUAAAGAUGACUUUGCUUUAAUGUUUGAUGAACAUUUGGGAGUGCCUUGGCGUAAGCAUCGAGAGAGCAACUCGGGCGAUGAAGAUUGGCACGAACCGGAGACUUGCAAUGUUCGCUUCUUGGACCUAGUCCAGUCAGAGCUAUUGAGGCUGCUCGAGAAGGAAUAUUGGUCACGUCUAGAGACUAUCCAGGAGCUGACAGAAAAUCCUGACCAGACUCUCUUGGUGUGGAAGGGUUGGAUGGGCGAGCCGAUCCCGUUUCCGUUCUUCCUGGCUCUGGGCGACAUCUUGCUCAACUUACACAAACAUGAGAAGCCCGCGGACCCAAAGCUUUGGAAGAAGCUGAAACACAAGCUGGACCUCUGGAAGUUCAUUGCCAGAAAGAAGGAACUGGAGACUGCGACGGGCGGUACGGAACGGUUGGACAAUGUCGGCGUCAAGGAGUUGAACUCACUCGUUGCGCGUGCAAGCUGCUCGUUCCCACAGGACCGAGUCUACGCCAUACUGGGCCUAUUCCCGCCGUCAAUUUCAGGCGCCGUUACGGUAGAUUACAGCCAGGAUGCGGCAGUGACCGCGGCUCAGUUUCGCUCCGUGGUCCCAGGCUGGAACUGCAACCGGCUAAAGCCGAGAAGCGACAGUGAUGAUGAGUGA
This is a messenger RNA of Clonostachys rhizophaga, 1344 nucleotides long. The record is from the annotation of a GenBank genome assembly. NCBI's taxonomy places the organism in Eukaryota, Fungi, Ascomycota, Sordariomycetes, Hypocreales, Bionectriaceae.